Metarhizium brunneum ARSEF 3297 is the source of this 1998-nucleotide messenger RNA. It is a transcript of the gene noc3l, whose product is annotated as Nucleolar complex protein 3. NCBI's taxonomy places the organism in Eukaryota, Fungi, Ascomycota, Sordariomycetes, Hypocreales, Clavicipitaceae. Gene Ontology annotation, cellular component: nucleolus. Gene Ontology annotation, molecular function: chromatin binding. Gene Ontology annotation, biological process: DNA replication initiation. The record is from RefSeq and is a predicted model, not a curated record.
AUGGUCGCCAAUGGUAAUAAGAAAAGAAAAAUAACUCAUAAUUCCUCAGACGAUGAAUCACACGCUCCAACAACGUCGAAACGAGCGCAGAAGGACUUCUUCAAGCACGCUUCCAAUUGGAAUCUCGAGCAAGACUACGAGUCUCGACCACGAAAGGGGAAGAAGAAUGAAAAGGAAAAUACCAAACUCCCCAUAAAGUCGCAAGAUGGUCGAUUAGAACUUCUUAAGGGCCUUGACCCGGACGACGAUGCGGCUUCCAUCGAGAGCGAUACCGAGUGGCUUGAGGGCCGUGAUGGUGGAGUUGAAUCGGAGGACGAAGAAGUGGUGGAGGAGAUUAAGGCAGCAGAAGUUCCAGAGGCCCAGCGAAUUCUGGAAGCACAGGAGGAAUUAGCCAAAGCCGCCAUGGCGCUCAAUGAAAACCCUGAAGAAAACAUCGGCAACUUGAAGACGCUCGCCCAGAUCGGCCGGUCGAAAAUCCCCACCAUCCGCAUGUUGGCGCUCAUGACGCAAAUGACGGUAUACAAGGACAUUAUUCCGGGAUACAGAAUACGACCUCAAUCCGAAGAUGCACCCAAAGAGAAGCUGUCAAAGGAGGUCCGCAACACACGGCAGUUCGAACAGUCCCUCGUAGCUGGCUACCAAGCGUACAUCAAAGAACUCGCCCGCUGCGCCAGAUCAGAAACAACCCCCGUCCGCAGCGGACAGAGCCUCUCCAAUGUCGCCGUCACAUGUGCAUGUACCCUCAUCACAUCCGUACCACACUUCAACUUCCGCUCCGACAUCCUGCGAAUUCUCGUCGGCAAACUCAGCCGAAGGAAAAUCGACAAGGACGCCGCCAAGAUCAUCCAAGCCCUUGAAACCCUCUUCCGUGACGACGAAGAAGGCCGCCCCUCUCUCGAAGCCGUCUCUCUCAUCACGAAAAUGAUGAAGGCCAAGGAAUUUGCCGUCCACGAAAGCGUACUUAACCUCUUCCUCAGUCUUCGUUUGCUCUCUGAAUUCUCUGGCAAGGCGUCCCAAGACACCGUGGAGCAACAGCGGGCACCAAAGACCAAAAAGAAGCGCGAAUUCCGGACCAAGAGGGAAAGAAAGGCAAUGAAGGAGCAAAAGUCGUUGGAUAAGGACAUGUCUCUGGCCGAUGCGCUCGUCAGCCACGAGGAACGAGAACGAAUGCAGUCCGAGACGUUGAAGCUUGUCUUUGCCACAUACUUCCGCAUCUUAAAGCAGCGGUCACCGCAUCUGAUGGGCGCGGUGCUGGAAGGACUCGCUAAAUACUCCCACCUGAUUAAUCAAGACUUCUUUGGCGACUUGUUAGAGGCGCUGAAGGAUCUCAUCCGCCACAGUGACGAAGACGCCGAGCAGGGUCCCGCGGAUGAGGAAGCCGCCGAAAAGGAAGAUGAUGAAGAGUCGGUACGGAAUCUCACCCGCGAGGCCCUCCUGUGCACCGUCACCGCAUACGCCCUGCUAGCGGGCCAGGAUGCCCAUAACUCACGAAACGACCUACAUCUUGACUUGUCAUACUUCACAACACACUUGUUCCGCUCUCUGCUCUCUCUUUCUCUUCAAUCUGAUCUCGAAAACACCCGUCUGUCCACGUCCUCUGCCACGUCCAAGAUCAACGUCCAAACCACCACAGUGCUCCUUCUUCGCUCGCUGACGGGCAUCCUGCUCCCUAAUUAUAACAUCCGUCAAGUUCCUCCUUUGCGCCUCGCCGCCUUCACGAAACAGCUUAUGACUACCGCACUACAACUUCCGGAGAAAUCAUCCCAGGCAAUCCUCGCCUUACUUAAUGAUGUCGCACACACACAUAGCAAGAAAAUUAACAGCUUGUGGAACACCGAGGAGCGGAAGGGCAAUGGUCAAUAUAAUGCGAUGAGCGAUUCUGUGGAGGGAAGCAACCCGUUUGCAACUACUGUGUGGGAGGGAGAGUUGCUAAGAAAGCAUUUCUCGCCAAAGGUCAGAGAAGGCGUCAAGAUGUUGGAAAAGGGCAUGUCGGGAUAA